Aspergillus luchuensis is the source of this 360-nucleotide messenger RNA. RefSeq lists its product as uncharacterized. The record is from RefSeq and is a predicted model, not a curated record. NCBI's taxonomy places the organism in Eukaryota, Fungi, Ascomycota, Eurotiomycetes, Eurotiales, Aspergillaceae. Bases 1 to 360 code for a protein of 119 amino acids. The transcript has 3 exons.
AUGCGCCCAAUUCUCAGCCGCGGUUUUGCCGGCAACCUGCUCUACAUUGGUCUCAAUGGCAACGUUAAGCGGGCUGACAUCAACGGCGAGACUCUAUCCAAGCGGCAGUCCUGGCCGGGUGUUCCUGACUACAACAUCCAAAUGUGCCACGAUGCCAACAUUGGCAGAACCGUGACUGUUACUCAGACUUCUACUUCUUCCAUGAGAAUUGAGAACGUUGCCCCCGAGUGCAUGAACCUCGCUACCCUCUUCACUGAGCAGGGGACCCCCAUCCCAUGUGGCUCUGCUUGCCUCGAGUAUGUCAACUUGAGUGCUGAAGACAACCAGAAGCUCAUUGACAUUAUCAACAAUCUCCUCUAA